AUGCGUGGGCUCCAAGUUUGCUUGUUAGUAGCUAUGUGCGCUGCAGUCAAAGCAGGGUAUAUUGGUUACGCUAACUACGGCGGCUACACUGGGUACAGCAGUUAUCCUAGUUAUACAAGCUAUGGAUAUGAUGGGUACAACGGCUAUAAGGGUGGUCAAGAAUCAUACUAUGCGUAUCCUAAAUAUGCAUAUGAUUAUUCAGUAAAAGACCCCCACACUGGUGAUCACAAAACCCAAUGGGAAACUCGUGAUGGUGAUGUCGUUAAAGGUGCUUACUCACUCGCUGAACCCGAUGGUACCACUCGCAUAGUGGAGUAUACGGCUGACAAACACAAUGGUUUCAAUGCAGUUGUCAAGCGAAUAGGCCACGCUUAUCAUCCUCAAGUUUACAAAAAGAUAUAUAACAGUCCUGGUUACUAUGGCUACCAC
Messenger RNA from Brenthis ino (lesser marbled fritillary), 429 nucleotides. Lineage: Eukaryota; Metazoa; Arthropoda; Insecta; Lepidoptera; Nymphalidae. The record is from the annotation of a GenBank genome assembly.